Molecule: messenger RNA, 1412 nt
Organism: Manihot esculenta (cassava)
Lineage: Eukaryota; Viridiplantae; Streptophyta; Magnoliopsida; Malpighiales; Euphorbiaceae
Product: protein SRG1
Exons: 4
Coding region: 88-1182 (364 amino acids)
Source: RefSeq, a predicted model, not a curated record
AUCGUCUGUGGCUAAGCAGCUAUUUGGAACAGUUUCUGGAUCCCUCUCUCCUUCUUCUACCAGAACUCUGGUCCUAAAGAGAAGUGAAUGGAUUCAUCACUAGAAACAGUGAACUUCGGAAAAUCUAUUAUAGUACCUAGUGUUCAAAAGCUGGCCGAAGAAUCCUUGCACACCAUCCCUCCUCGCUACGUAAGAUCUGAUCAGGACCCUCCAACUAUUUCCGAUGAAAGGUCGUUGCUUUCCUCGGUUCCUGUCAUAGAUCUUGAAAGACUGGCCUUUGGAGAUUCCAUGGAUUAUGAGUUGGCGAGCUUGCAUUCAGCAUGCAGAGAAUGGGGUUUCUUCCAGGUAGUGAACCAUGGAGUGAGCACUGAUUUUCUGGAGGAAGUGAAGUUGGAAAUCGAGAGUUUCUUUGGACUUCCUUAUGAACAGAAGAAGAAGCUGUGGCAGCAGCCAGACAACCAUGAAGGUUUCGGACAGCUCUUUGUGGUAUCAGAGGAGCAGAAGCUGGAUUGGUCAGACAUGUUCUACAUUACCACCCUUCCUUUCAAAAUUAGGAAGAAUGAACUCUUUGACAAUCUCCCUCUAAAGCUCAGAAAUAUUUUAGAAACUUACGCAAGUGAAAUGAAGAAGCUAGCCUUGGCAAUUUUGGGUCACAUGGCAAAAGCUUUAAAUAUGAAUGCUGAGGAAAUGAAUGAGCUAUUCAAUGACGGUGUUCAAUCAAUGAGGAUGAAUUUCUAUCCUCCAUGCCCGGAACCAGAGAAGGCCAUUGGUUUCACUCCGCAUUCUGAUGCUGUUGCUUUAACCAUUCUGUUUCAGCUCAAUGAAACUGAAGGACUGCAAAUCCGAAAGGAAGGGAAAUGGGUUCCUGUUAAACCACUUCCAAAUGCUUUUAUUGUCAACAUUGGAGACAUCAUGGAGAUUGUUAGCAAUGGCAUUUAUCGGAGCAUCGAGCAUAGGGCGACUGUGAAUUCCACAAAGGAAAGACUUUCCAUUGCAACGUUCUACAGUUCAAAGCUAGACUCUGAAUUAGGCCCUGCAGCCAGCCUCAUUGGCCCUCAUAAUCCAGCAAUUUUUAAGAAAGUUCCAUUGGAGAAGUACUUCAAAGAAUUUUUUGCUCGGAAAUUGAGUGGCAAGUCAUAUCUUGACUUCAUGAAAAUAGAAGAUGGGGAAGAUAACAUCUGAAUCUACUCAUACGAUAGACGGUUUUUUGAACAAUGGAUUUUCACACUCUCCGACAAAGAUGGGUAUUGGGAAAUUUACUGAAAUUGAAUUCCAAUUGGGCUCUAGUUUUCCAUAUAUAAGGUUACUUGCAAAACUGAUAAACCAAGCUGUCAUAUAGAAGGUUACUUGCAAACUUAUCCAUUUGUUACAAAAAGGGAAGGAAACAAAGUUAACGUUUAUUAAGGAAUUCA